Molecule: messenger RNA, 1854 nt
Organism: Trichosurus vulpecula (common brushtail)
Lineage: Eukaryota; Metazoa; Chordata; Mammalia; Diprotodontia; Phalangeridae
Gene: SELE
Product: selectin E
Exons: 12
Coding region: 1-1854 (617 amino acids)
Biological process (GO): response to cytokine; heterophilic cell-cell adhesion; leukocyte tethering or rolling
Cellular component (GO): membrane; external side of plasma membrane
Molecular function (GO): oligosaccharide binding; sialic acid binding
Source: RefSeq, a predicted model, not a curated record
AUGGUUUCCAAAAUGAUGACUGUCUUGUCAUUUCUACUUGGUCUCAUUUUUGCAUUUCUUCUGUUUGAAAGGAGUGAUGCUUGGUUGUAUGCCUCUUCUGAAGUGAAUAUGACUUAUGAACAGGCAAGGAAAUAUUGUCAGGAAAGAUACACAGACCUGGUUGCCAUUCAGAACAAGAAUGAAAUUGAAUACCUGAAUAGAACACUAAGACACUCCCCAAGUUACUACUGGAUUGGAAUCAGAAAAAUCAAUGGCGUCUGGACCUGGGUGGGAACACAGAAGCCACUUACCGAAGAGGCCAUGAACUGGGCUCCUGGUGAACCCAACAAUAAGCAAAAUAAUGAGGACUGUGUGGAGAUCUAUAUCCAGAGGAAAGUAUCCUCGGGCAUGUGGAAUGAUGAGAGGUGCACAAAAGAAAAGCUGGCCUUGUGUUAUACAGCCUCCUGUACCAGCAAUUCCUGCAAUGGCCAUGGGGAGUGUGUGGAGACCAUCAACAACUUUACUUGCCAGUGCUAUCCGGGGUUCACUGGGUCCCAGUGUGAGCAUGCUGUGACCUGUGAAUCUCAGGCCAAUCCCGAGCAUGGCGUCCUGGUUUGCAGCCAUCCAGUGGGGUAUUCCAAUUCUUCCUGCUCUGUCAAUUGUGAAGAAGGCUACGUUCCAACCAAUGCUAACUCAGUGCAGUGUACUUCUUCUGGAAAAUGGAGCGGACCUAGCCCUACUUGUAAAGUGGUAGAGUGUGAUGCACUGACAAGUCCUGCUCAUGGAUUCAUGAAUUGUUCCCAAAGCUCUGGAAUGUUUCCAUGGAAUACAACUUGUGUCUUCGAUUGUGAGUCAGGAUUUGAGCUAAAGGGAUCCAAGAAGCUUCACUGUAGCUCAUCUGGGAAGUGGGACAUGGAGAAGCCAAUAUGUCAAGUGGUGAAAUGUAAUGCUCCCAGCCAGCCCCACAACGGCUUUGUGAAGUGUGCCCAUCCCCCCACUGGAGACUUUACCUACCAAUCAGUCUGCAAUUUCAGCUGUGAGGAAGGCUUUGAACUGAAAGGAUCAUCGCAGCUUGAAUGCACAGCUCAGGGGGAGUGGACACAGCAAUUCCCAACCUGCGAAGCUAUACAGUGUAAAGCUCCCACCAGGCCAGAGAGAGGCCACAUGGAAUGCCUUCCUAGUUUUUCUGGAAGUUUCCAAAGUGGCUCCAGCUGUGAGUUCUCCUGCGAGGAGGGAUUUAUGUUGAAAGGAUCCAACAGACUCCAGUGUAACUUAACAGGCGAAUGGGACAAGGAGGAGCCCGUGUGUGAAGCUGUGAAAUGUGAUGUUGUGAGCCAGCCCCAGAAUGGCUAUGUGAGGUGUGCCCAUCCCUCCACUGGAAACUUCACCUAUCAGUCAGUCUGUAGCUUCAGCUGUGAGGAAGGAUUUGCAUUGCAAGGAUCACCCCAAUUUGAGUGCAUGGCCCAGGGGCAGUGGACACAGCAAAUGCCAACCUGUGAAGUGGUAAAAUGCUCUAUCCUGAAAGUCCCUGAGGAGAUCAACAUGACCUGCGAUGGAGAUGGGAAUUUUCUCUAUGGCACCAGAUGUGUGUUUGAAUGCCCCGAGGGAUGGAAACUCAAUGGCUCAGAUUCCUUGGCAUGCAGAGCCACAGGAAGCUGGUCUGGGAUGCUGCCUUCCUGUGAAGCUCCUGAGGAGUCAAAUACUUCCCUGGUCAUUGGCCUGGCUACUAGUGGGACCUCCCUCUUGACAACAGCAUCAUUUCUUCUUUGGCUCGCAAAACGUCUUCGAAAGAAAGCAAAGAAAUUUUCUCCUGCUAGUAGCUGCCAGAGUCUUGAUUCAGAUGGAACCUACCAAGCUUCUUCUGAAUUAAUUUAA